Molecule: messenger RNA, 2145 nt
Organism: Trichoderma aggressivum f. europaeum
Lineage: Eukaryota; Fungi; Ascomycota; Sordariomycetes; Hypocreales; Hypocreaceae
Exons: 5
Coding region: 1-2145 (714 amino acids)
Source: RefSeq, a predicted model, not a curated record
AUGGCAGAACGACGCAGGAGGCUCCAGCUCUCUGUUCCGCCCGACGAGCGCCGGCCGCUGCUCAGCAGGCUGUCGACGGAGCACGAAAACGGCGAGCACGUCUUCAGCUGCCGCACGAACCCGCACAGCGACCUGCCCGUGUACACAAACAUUCAUCGCAUCCGGCGCGACAUUGUGAGCGUCGUGGAGGAUUACUUGACGCUGGAGCAGCUGCGGGACGUCAAGAUCAAUGUUACCGUGAUUCGGCCGCUGGUGGACAAGUUUUAUGAGCUGGGGGAUGUUUCCAUUGUAUACUGCCUGCUGGUCAACAGAGCCCAGUUCCUAGACGAAAAUUCGCGGUCCACCAACCGCCAAAACGUCAACUGGACUCGCGCCACCCUGUGCGAGCUCAUCGCCACGCGUAUCCUGCGCCGCUUUGGCGAAGACCACGACGACGACCACGAAGGCCUGCUGCUGCUGGCGCACAUCCUCGUCGCCGGCUUCGAGCCCUUCCAGAAUGCGCCGGCGCACGUCCGCGAGGAGGCCGAGGACAAGGCCUGGUGGACGACGCACCGCACGCUGCCCGCCCUCGAGGUCGCCAUCUUGACCGAGAGCAGACACUUUCUCAGCUCGACAACGGCCCAGAGGGUCGUGUCGGCCAUCUACGAGGGCCGCGUCAUCUACACGCCGUCGACGUCGUGGGACAUUAUCCCGGACCACUACAAGCUGAAGCCCAUUUCCAUCUACGAGCCGCGCGAGUCGCCGCUGCUGAACCAGUAUCGGCUGAUUGUGCCGCGGACGCGCAAUUACCUCGAGGCCAUUCAGUUUACCAUCUUGCUCGGGCUGUAUGUGUCCGUCAUGAUUUUGCGGAGGAAUGGCGAGUUUCCGUAUCUGGAGGCUGCGUUUGCGAUAUUUGCGUUUGGAUGGUGCUUGGAUCAGUUUGCGACGAUUCUGGCACACGGAUGGAACGUGUACACGCAGAAUCUGUGGUCUUUUCUCGACGUCACCUUCAUCUUCCUUUUCGUCAUCUACAGUGGCCUUCGCCUCUGGGGGGUAUGGACCGGAUUGCUGGGGCCCUCGGAGCAGGCGUUUGAUGUCUUGGCGCUCGCGGCACCUGUGCUGGUCCCUCGCCUGGCGUUCAACUGGCUGUCUGACAACUUGGUCUUUUUGUCGCUGAGAUCCAUGAUGGCCGACUUUUUCCUGCUCACUGCGCUUUCGGCGUGGUGCUUUUUUGGAUUCUUGCUGUCUCUGCUGUGGCUGGGAGAGGGAGCGCAUCCGUUGCUCACGAUUUCGAAAUGGAUGAUUUACAUCUGGUUUGGACUCGAUGGCACUGGAAUUCACCGAUCGGUCGAAUUCCACUGGCUACUGGGACCCGUCGUCAUGAUCACAUUUGCUUUCCUGGGCAACACUCUCUUCCUUACUAUCCUCGUUUCCAUGCUGUCGAAUACAUUCAGCAACAUCUCCACCAACGCUGCAGCCGAGAUACACUUUCGAAAGGCUGUGCUCACGCUUGAAGGUGUCAAGGCGGACGCUGUUUUCGCUUACCAGCCUCCGUUCAAUCUCCUAGCCGUCUUCCUUCUUCUGCCGCUCAAAUUCGUCGUCAGCCCGCGAUGGUUCCAUAAAAUCCACGUCGCCACUGUUCGGUUGGUCAACCUUCCCCUGCUGCUCUUCAUCGCCGUCGCCGAGCGCCGCCUGCUGUGGCCGGACAAGAGUUCCGAAGGAGGAACUGUCGGCUCGCUGGCCCAGAAAUGGUUCUGGCAAAGGUGGCAGCUCUCAGCAUAUCAGUACAUCCGCGCCGUGUUUGACGUGCCGCCCCCGGAGGAUGUAUAUGAUGACAUUGCCGUGGAUGACGACCUGACGCACCACCUCAUUCGGAGGCAAUACACGCGGCAGGAGACCCAUGACUCGGUGAGGAGGCCCUCGCGCCGAGAUUCCAUGUUUGAAAUCCCGCCUAAGCUGCGGUCGUCACUCACGGAAACGGGUGAAGAUUACGCAGAUAUGGCAGGUAGGCUGGCUGCCAUGGAGAAGGCCAUGCAGCGGAUGGAGGAUAUGCUCUCGAGGCUUCUCCCGCCGGAUGGCAGUGAAAUUGGGGAGAGUGACACACUGCCCGCGGGCGAUGGCACUACUUUGGAUUCGUCUUUCAAAGGACGCGAGACGAAUUUUUGA